Cicer arietinum (chickpea) is the source of this 1948-nucleotide messenger RNA. RefSeq names its product cysteine desulfurase 1, chloroplastic. Lineage: Eukaryota; Viridiplantae; Streptophyta; Magnoliopsida; Fabales; Fabaceae. The record is from RefSeq and is a predicted model, not a curated record. Gene Ontology annotation, molecular function: cysteine desulfurase activity; pyridoxal phosphate binding.
AAUAUCGUAAGAUGAUAUUUUCGCAUCGCAGUAACACAAGUCCUCUUUUCACAAACACAUACUUCAUUUUACAUCUCUCACUCCACCUCUACUGCUUGCCUCCUCCAUUCCCUCACUGUUUCUCAUUUUCAUUUUUGUUUUAUUUCGUUUUGCUGACCAAAUUUUCAGAUAUAAGUGAGGUAUUGGAAUUCUCCUGUUGGGUGGUUAACAAUGGAAGUUUUGCUGCCAAAACUUCCAUCUUUCAAAUUUCCAAGCCCCAGUUAUUGCUUUUCAAUCACUACUAGGACCUCAUCAUCUGUCAGAGUCGGGUUUCGCCGAUUAUCUUCUCUCCCUGUUUGUGCAACAACUGUCAAUGAAGCAGUAGCUGAACCAACUCUUGGCUCCUCUUCUUUGGGUCACUCUACCAGACCUCAUUUCCCUAUACUUCACCAGGAAGUAAAUGGCUCAAAACUUGUUUACAUAGACAAUGCAGCAACAUCUCAGAAGCCUACAGCUGUUGUGAAGGCUUUGCAAAACUAUUAUGAAGGUUAUAAUGCAAACGUGCAUCGGGGCAUGCAUUUCUUGAGUGCAAAGGCCACAGACGAGUAUGAAUCAGCUAGAAGGAAGGUUGCAACUUUUAUAAAUGCUUCCGACUCUCGAGAAAUUGUAUUCACAAGAAAUGCUACUGAAGCUAUCAACCUAGUAGCUUAUUCUUGGGGUUUGUCAAAUUUAAAACCAGGAGAUGAGAUCAUACUUACAGUUGCGGAACAUCACAGUGCAAUUGUUCCAUGGCAAUUAGUAGCUCAAAAAGUUGGCGCUGUUUUGAAAUUUGUGAAUUUAAACCAAGACGAAGUUCCAGAUAUAGACAAAUUGAAGGAAAUGCUUUCAGGGAAGACCAAAAUAGUUGUUGUUCAUCACGUUUCAAACGUGCUUGCUUCGGCUCUUCCUAUUAGAGAUAUUGCCCAGUGGGCACAUGGUGUUGGAGCAAAAGUUCUUGUAGAUGCCUGCCAGAGUGUUCCACACAUGACGGUUGAUGUUCAGAACCUUGAUGUUGAUUUUCUUGUUGCUUCUUCUCACAAGAUGUGUGGGCCUACAGGCAUUGGAUUCUUAUAUGGUAAAAUUGACCUCUUGUCUUCUAUGCCUCCAUUUUUAGGUGGUGGUGAAAUGAUUUCUGAUGUAUAUUUUGAUCAUUCAACUUAUGCCGAACCUCCAUCCAGAUUCGAGGCUGGAACACCAGCUAUUGGUGAAGCAAUUGGAUUAGGAGCUGCAAUUGAUUACUUAUCUGGGAUUGGAAUGCAAGCCAUACACGAGUAUGAGGUGGAACUGGGUACAUACCUGUACGAAAGGCUCCUUUCAGUCCCAAAUAUUCGCAUCUAUGGGCCAGCACCUUCAAAAGAAGUCAAACGAGCUGCUCUUUGUUCUUUCAAUGUUGAGAAUUUGCACCCUACUGAUCUUGCAACGUUUCUGGACCAACAGCAUGGAGUGGCUAUCAGAUCAGGUCACCAUUGUGCCCAACCUCUCCAUCGCUAUUUAGGAGUCAGCGCAAGUGCACGUGCUAGCCUCUAUUUCUACAACACAAAGGAGGAUGUGGACAACUUUAUCCAUGCCCUCCACGACACUGUCAGCUUCUUCAAUUCAUUCAAAUAGUUAGAAUGUAUCUAUAUGUAAAUUAAAUUUUGUUCAUACAUCGGUUAGGAUUGGUUCAAUUUGAAGGGAUAACAAGCUGUGUUAAUUCCUAUUGCUGAUCUCAUAGAUAGACAUGCACAAAUUAUAGUAACCCUUAAUUGUGGAACAACUUGUCUACCGCCUGAGAUUUUAUGUAUUAAAAAUUGUUACAAGUUAGAGUUUUUUCUUCUCUUAUUGUAUGUAUCCACCUUCACUUUGGAUAAGACUAGAGUGAUGUAUAAUUUGCUACAACAGCGCUUUGGUACUUUCUAGUUCAGUAGUAGUUCACAGAUAUAUGCUAAUA